AUGUCUCUACACCAGUUCUUACUAGAGCCAAUAACCUGUCACGCCUGGAACAGGGACCGAACUCGUGAGUAUUGUCUUAAUUCAUGUGACUUCAUAUCUGACAAUAAACUGGUGCAGAAAAGCCAGCUUGGCUGCAGAAUACACAUAGCUGGACGACUCUUUACUGAAAAAAACUCAUGUUGCCAAUAUCUGAGGUUCAGUACAAAGAUUUUGGAUUGUCUUCAUUUGGCCCACUAAUAUUGGGGCUAAUCAAAACGAGUGCCCUGUAAUUUCAUCACAAUGGCAGGCUUUUCCCCCCAUAAAAGCAGUGAAUAAGGUUGUUUAAUCUUUUCACCACCUGCAACGUCCAGCCCCUGAGUCAUUUCCCCCUCCAUGUAGUUGAGCCCUUAAAGUACUCUUCCUUUUCUCACAGGCAUUUGGUGGCAUGUGUUUGCCUGUGACUGGAUUAUAUUUCUGCUUUUGCUAUUUUAUGGGUUCUGCUUCUGUGCCAUUGCUUUAGAUUUUUCGUAUUUUUAGUUUACCAUUUUUACGCCAAGUGCAUUUUUUGUUGGAAAGACUCCUCGCAAGUUUCAUGAAUAUGCUAUGAUUAUGAUUUUGAAUCUUUCUUUCUUAAAAAUAGAAAUAUUUCUUAUACUAAUCAAUUCAUCCUCUUGGCAGAGAUUGCCAUUAGCCCCAAUAAUCAUGAAGUUCACAUCUAUAAGAAGAGUGGGAACCAGUGGGUGAAAGCUCAUGAGCUCAAAGAGCACAAUGGACACAUCACAGGUAAGAGAAUUUUCAGCUGCAGCUUUGACUAUUGGGCCUUUGAAUAUUGCAAGAGUCAAGCGCAUCUAGUGAGGAAGUCAACCUGUUUAAUUGCUUCUUCUCAUUUUGAAUAAAACAAUACAGUUGCCAUGCUGUGAUUUUAGCUGUGUCCAUCCAGGUGAUUCUCUUAGAAACACGUAUCAAUUGCUGUCAAAAAGGGUUUUGCCUGGGGACCGGGAGUUGUUUUCAUGGAUUUGUGCCCCAUUCCAAAGUAAUAUUUUGUUUUAGUUGUUUGUAUGAACUAUUUUAAAUUUCUUGUGUGCACCACUUUGUGAAUGGAAGUUGAAAAGCAGCAUGUAUAUUUUGUAAAUACUUAAGAUGCUAUGGAAGAAUACCUUGCAUACCUAGAAUGCAGAUGUGCACUUCCGCAGCUACUGUCAUUUUUCACAUUAGACUCUAUCCCUGCCUGUUUAUCUAGACACUCGCUUCUCCUUGAGAGGUAUAUGAAUUGGAGGCUGGGCUUCCAUGCUACCUCUGAUGCUCUUUCAGGUGCAUCAAACACUCUUGCUGGCCAGCAGAUUCCUAUAACAGCAAACCUGCCUGGAAGCAGUGGUAUCAGACAGUAAAUGAUGAGCACUACUGUAGCAUUGGGUUAUAGUAACUCUUGUUCUCUAGGAAGCCAUUUUAGCAGCAAGAGAAUCCAACACUAUGCUGCCUCCUUAACUCUCCUUAGCAUUCAAGGAAAACUCAUAAGUGAAAAGGUAAUACAAAACAAGCAAUUAAAAGAUGUCUGUUUACUGUAUAUGAAACCUUAAUAGUGAUAUCUGAGUUUAAAUUUGUGUUUUAAAACAACCUGGCUUUCAUUGGCAUGCAUUGUUAAUGCAUUUCGUGCAGUUUUUGUACAUCUUUGUUGUGCCACGAUUCUGCAUAUUGUAACAGCCUAACCUCCCUCCAAGGAUUAUUGUGACACAAAAAUGGUAUGUGCCCACAUAAGAAACCCUGAGCUUCUUGAAGGGAAGGAUUUGGCACAGUAGGUAUAAAGAGGCUGAUAGAAAUAUAGCAUUGUUGAAGGAGCUCUGCACUGUAAUAAUUUAUCACAAGGAACCAUUUUGGAGCUUUUAUGUUGUGUGCAGAGGGAGAGUAUUGGAUUAGUUUAUACUGCAGGAAGAUGUGGGAGAGCUGUACAGGACUCACAUUUAAAUGGCUAUCUUUAGAUCUGAAAUAGCAUCUUGCUGAGGCAGAUGGAUUUGUUCCAUCACCCAGAGCACUAUUGCACUAGCUAUACCUGACUUUUAUUUUGGGAUUCUCUUUCUAAUAAAAAAUGAGGAAAACUUUUUGCUUACUGGAAAGCUCAGGUUCUAAAGCACAGUGACUGGGGGGCGGGGGGGGGAUGCACACCACAUUUGCAAACAUAACUUCUUUGCCCACCGAGCGUACUAGGUCCACAUUGGGCUCUUUGUGUGUGUUUGUAUGUCUGCAAACCUUGGUGUUCCCGUGAACCUGUUGAUUCCUCUGUCUUGUGCAUGGAUGCUGCCAGUUUGUCUACAUAGUAAAGAUCCCCACUUGGAGAAUGAAUUCACUAUUAGUAUCUUAAGGAAGAUAUAAAUAUAAUUCUCUCAUUUGAUAUACGGUAAUCUGUUGUUAGAAGGCUCCAGCAACAAUAGCAGGCAUGCCCCUAGAAAUGGAUGCAGUUUGAGUCCUAAAGGCAGGUAGGAUCCAGUAAGAAAUGGUAUAUUGGGUGAACUGUGCAGACAGGGAAACAGGAACCCAGAAAGCGGCCUUUUACUGAUUCAAACCGUCAGUCCAUGUCUAUCUGUGGUGAUUAGCAACGGCUCAAUGGUCUCAAGCAAGGGUUUUUCUGCUGUACCUGUGGAUUAAGCUUGGGAACUUCAGCAAGAAAAAGAUUUACUCCUCCCCUGAGCUUUGGCCCUUUCCCCAAUGGGUUGCAAAUAAUUCAUCUUCAUUCCUGCUCAGAAACAUUUUCAUAUGCCUUACUCUCUUACACUAGCAAUAUUUAUUGUUGGUUCUUUAAAACUGUAGCAUUGGAAACUAAUUUGAGAAUUAGCUACCAUCAUAUCAAGAGUAUGCAUAUUUACAUUGUCAUCUGACACCCUGUUUGCAUUGGUCAUAUGUAGUUGAAAACCAAACAUUGUAAAACAUUUUUGAAAGCCCAUGAAUAAAGUUGCAACUGUUCAGGUACUGCAACCACAGUACUUUGCUGAGACCAAGCUCCUCCUAGAGCUCUGAAUUUGCAGGGGGAGAACUGGAUGCUACAAUAACUUGCGUUUUUGAAUCAAAUAAAUGGUUCUUGGAACCCAGAGGCAGGAGUUGUCUAAAUUCUGCUUUGAUAAAGGCCCAGCUAUUUCUUUAUAGACAGUGGUUUGAGAGAGGCAUCACUCUUCCCAUACAGACUCCUUUUGCCCCUUCUUAAACAGUGUCCUUGUUAGCGUGUAAUGCUAAUCUAAACCAUGGCUUAGCAUGAACGAGUAAACAUGCAGGCUGCCAAAGAGGAGAGGGUGUAUCUUUUCAUGUUGUCUCUAUUCAGGCUCAUGGUUUAGCUCUUUCCAGACAAGCCACAAGCUGUAACCAAGGUUUGUCCUUUGCAUCCAGCUUGCCUGGGCCACUAAUAUGUGCUCGCAAUCCCAUCUCUGGGAGCACAGUAAACCCUCAUUUGACUUCAUGUUACAUGCAAAGUGGGCCAGUGUAUUGAAUACAUAAAGCUGUUUUGUAGAGGUGAGUCUACUGUACACAUUGCAACCAGGAAUCCUUUUUUCAAACUACCUUCAACUCUGAGAAAGUCUCCAGUCUGAGAUAUUUCCCAAUAAAACCUUUCAUUGGGAUUUGCUUACAUGAUUAGGAGGAACAGAGGAGUUUGUAAGAUGGUUAUUUCAGGCCCGUUAGUUGCCAGUUCAUUUCAGGAUUGUUUAUACUGUCCAGGAAUUUGAGGGUUCUAUUCAUAUCCUGUCUUCUGGAGCAAGUUGUCAUUGCCAUAAAUUUGAAGCUUUCCCACUUCUCGCUUAAAUGUUCCGUCAUGAUAAAAAUGGAUCAUGGGUGCUCUCUUAACAGUUCCAGCCAUUCAACAGCAAUACAGUAUGUGCUUAGAGAAGUUACUGAGUGGCAAACUUAAUGGCUACAAAACACCUUUUCCUUAUAGACUCACUAAAGUCAUAGCCACUGUGACUUUUAGCAACACUGUGACGCUGACCUAUUUGAAGUUGAAUUUCAGCUAGUGGAAGAAUAAGGACUUUAGCUGUAUGUUAACCGUGCAUUUGCUUUACAGUGAUACCUCAGGUUAAAUACGCUUCAGGUUACAUAUGCUUCAGGUUACAGACUCCGCUAACCCAGAAAUAGUGCUUCAGGUUAAGAACUUUGCUUCAGGAUAAGAACAGAAACCAGGCUCUGGCGGCGCGGCGGCAGCAGGAGGCCCCAUUAGCUAAAGUGGUGCUUCAGGUUAAGAACGGACCUCCGGAACGAAUUAAGUACUUAACCCGAGGUACCACUGUAAUUUUGUUCAGUUUGAGUGGGGUUUUUAUGCUCCCAUAAUUGUUUCUGUCCAUGACUCUUCCAAGGUAGGAUGGACUUGAAAUCUACAGUAUAUGAAAGGUGUUCUUCUGGUUAAAUAUUUGAUAUUGGCAAAGCAAGAAACAUGGCGCUUUGUUCAUUCUGUUUUUAUGUGACUCAGCCUCCAAUUUAGCCUUGGAUCGCAUAAACCCAGGCAUGCGAUCCUAUAAACUUAAAUAUGUAAAACAACAACACCAAUUUAACCAUGGAUGGAUUUGAAGACAGAGGCUGUACUGAUCUUAAAAUGGUGACUUAAAGUAGUGGAUUAUUAGCUCCUGGUUUGAGGACACCCUAAAGGGACCUGAUUCAGCAACUUUGCUAAAACUAAGCAUGACUCGAAAGUGUCUGGAUGCCACCUGGAGUUCUGUCAUGGAAGAAAUGCAGAAUAAAAAUGUAAUGACUAGGAGGUGGUAGGACUGCAGUGUGUGAUUAAUAAGAUGUGGCACCAAAGAAACAAAACUGCAUUCAAACUUGCAGGCAUUGACUGGGCCCCCAAGAGCGACCGCAUUGUCACUUGUGGUGCUGACCGUAACGCUUACGUCUGGAGUCAGAAGGACGGAGUGUGGAAGCCAACACUGGUGAUUCUGAGGAUCAACCGAGCAGCCACCUUUGUGAAGUGGUCUCCUUUGGAGAACAAAUUUGCUGUUGGAAGUGGAGCUCGACUCAUAUCUGUGUGCUACUUUGAGUCUGAAAAUGACUGGUGAGUUGCCUAAUGCAGAUUGCUUCUCUUCUCAUUCCUCAGCUUGCUUCAGCAGUGACAAGCUUAAAAUAUAGUUGGUUGGUUGGCAGUGAGGUCUUAAAUUCUGAGGCUUCAGUGUCUAAAUCUUUUUCUCCUCUACAUUAUUUUAAAGGGUGUGAAACCAUUUUGAGUCUCUAUCUCAUUAUGGCAACAAGCCAGAAAAUUGCAGGGUAGCUCUGUGUCCUCAAAGCCUUUCAUUACAUGCUUGAGAAUGGAAACAAUUCUGUUGCUUUUACUUGAGAAUAUAAAUGGGUUCUGCUGCUUUCCGUAUGACAAAGAGUUUCAAAUACCUUGCUAAUGUUACUUUUGCAGCUGGUAGCUAACAAGUUACCUGUAAAACAUCUGUCUUGAAUAAGCUUAAUUACUUCAACAGUUCAGCUGCUCUCCUUUAAAAGGCCCAUUAUUUGUGAAAAAAACCAUAUAUUUCCAUGUAUAAGACUAUAUUUUCCCCUAUUUUUUUCAAGUUUAAAAUUGGGGGUCAUCUUAUACACGAAUAGUGCAUAUGGGGGAUUUCUUUAUUUGGAGUCCCAAAAAAUAGGGGUCGUAUUAUACAUGGGGGCAUGUUAUACACGGGAAAAUAUGGUAAAUUUUUGCACAGCUGUUUUAGUGCUGAAGCAACGAUUACAAGUUCCUUACUGAUUUUUCUCCUCCCCUCCAGGUGGGUGAGCAAGCACAUUAAGAAGCCCAUUCGCUCCACUGUCCUUAGCCUAGAUUGGCACCCCAACAAUGUUUUGCUUGCAGCUGGAUCCUGUGACUUCAAAUGCAGGUGAGAGAAUGCAAAGCACUUUUGGAAGUGGAUUUGGGUGACUGUUCAAACUGAUUAGCAGCAGCUCUUUAACACCCUGCAUGUCCAAUGGCUCUGUCAGCAGCAGAUGGGAAGACUGCAGCAAGAGGCAGCAGUGAAAAGGUGAUCAAAUUUGGGGGAAGGGUUUGGAUAAUAAGUAUUCCAGUAUAUGGCAAAGAGUACGCCGACAUGGCAGGCAUCAAGUCAGCCUACUUUGACAGGUACUGCACUUGCGAUGUCCAGAGUAAUUCUGUGCUGCAGAUGUAAACAAUAGGAGUUCAUGCUCAAAGUGGGAACUGUCGCACGUCCCUUUUUUGAAUUUUCUGAAUUCACUUCCAGAUGUGAAAGGGUUGGUGAGUGUCAGCCAUGUUGAGUUUGUGUAUUUGAUGUCCAUAAUCCAGAUUGGGAUUGUAUCAGUUUACAUCUUGAUUCCUCCCAUACCAAAGUGGAACAAUGGGACCUGUGGAGGUGGAACUGCAACCAUAGCACCACACCCCAUGCACAAGCUGGCACCUCUUCUGCGGUUUUUUCUUUGGUACCACAGCCCCUGGGGUUCGGAAGUCUGCCUGUUUUAGUGUCAAAUGUCAGGCUUCCUGUGGCCCGCAGCUUGCACUCUGCCUCUCUACUUGGCCUCUAAUUAUCUUGGUAGACAUACCUCAUUUAUAAGAAAUAUAAAUUAAACUGAACACGGCAAUAUGUUAAAUGUUCACAGAAACUGCUGUUGACUACAUUGGGAGAGCUUUACGUGAGGCUAGUUUGCUGACUUUGAUACUUGACUUGCCUAUGAAAUUAGCAAUUUCAUUUCUGCACAAAGGUAGGCUUGAGUCCCACCCCCCUCCUAAUUUUCCCUUCUGCCUCUUCGUUUGCAGAGUGUUUUCAGCUUACAUUAAGGAAGUGGAUGAGAAACCGGCCAGCACACCCUGGGGAUCCAAAAUGCCCUUUGGGCAGCUGAUGGCUGAAUUUGGUGGCGCAGGAAGUGGCGGUUGGGUCCACAGCGUCAGUUUUUCCGCCAGUGGCAACCGCCUGGCCUGGGUCAGCCAUGAUAGCACUGUGUCGGUUGCAGAUGCCUCCAAAAACAUGAUGUAAGUAAUGUAGCAGAAUCUUAGGGUGAGUUUCCUUGACAUGGUGAUCAUAAUCUUCCUACUUAAAUGUAGUAGUGUGUUGAUGUAUAUUUGCUCAGCAUAUUUAUAGGCCAGGGAUGGGGAACUUUUGGCCCUCCACAUUUGCUAUGCUGUAGCUCCAUCAUCCAUGAUGUUUGGCCAUGCUGGCUGGGGCUGAUGGGAGUUGGAGUCCAGCAACAACUGUGGGCUACAGAUUCCCCAUCCCGGCCAUGGGCAGCUGGUAUCCUGGUUGUAAUUCACGACAAGUAGGGACUGGGAUGAAUGUAUAGCCUAAUAUCAGAACUAAUUGUCUGGUUCAUACUUUAACAAACGGUAUCAAAAUUACCUAGCCAAAUGAGCCAAGGCAGUCAUGAAACUGGGUAAUAAUGCCAGAUUCUGUCCUAACCAGCUGGCAAGAGGGGUACUUUUUAUGAGAUUUCUGUGUGAUGCAUCAUUAACAAGUGAUCUUCUUGGGUUUAGGAUCUCGCAAUUGAAAACAGAAUUCCUCCCAUUGCUGAGUGUGUCGUUUGUUUCGGAGAACAGUGUGGUUGCUGCUGUAAGUGCCUUCUGUCUUUGACUUGCAUCAGUUUUUUUAGGGACAACUAUCAUUGCAAAGACUUAAUGUUACCUUGUUGAUGCUUCUUACUAGUCGCCCUGUUCAAAAGCCUUGAUGUCUUGAUUGCAUACUGAUUAUUGUACAGAUACAGUAUUGCCUAAUCUAAAGCAGCUUCAGAUUAUCUAUGUGUGUUGUAGAUAUGUUUGUGUGCAAUGAACAAGCAUUUCCAUUUUUGUCACAUUCACAUGUUGAGCCCAUUUGUUAAGCAACCUUGAACAAUUACAGCUUCACAGCAUCCUCAGUGAAGUGUAUACAUGUGUGUUGGUUUAUUUAUCAUUCCACUAGCAGCCUUGUGUGUGGCAUUUCUCAUUCUAAAAGAAUCAGUGGCUAAAAUCAGUGUAGUUUUGAAACGUUCAGCCCACCAUGUUGAUUGAAAAUGGUAUCCAGUUUGUAUUCAAACAUAGACAAAAACCUGCUCCUAGGUCACCAGAACUUUCAUACAAAAUUUGGUUAUGGCAUCUUAAGCGUUGUCCAAAUACAUAAUGGGCAAACAGCUUUCAAGAACACAUGGUAGAUUUAUUUAUAUUCUGCCUUUCCUUUAAAGAGCUCGAGGUGGUGUAUGUUGCUGUUCCCCACCCAUUUCAUCCUCCCAGCAGCCCUGUGGAGUAAGUUGUGCUAAGAGACAAUGACUCGCACAGAGACACUAAGUGAGCUUCAUGGCUAAAUGAGGAUUUGAAACUGGGUCUCCCCUAGUCCUAGUCUGACCUCUACACCGCACUGGUGAACUGCAGGAAGGUUUGUUGUUGUUGUUGUUCUUGUUGUUUGAGGUGGGGGUGUUCCUCAUGGAAGUCAUUUCUGUGUAGGAAAGUUGUAACCUUUGAAGCUGCCCUUAGCUUGAAGACUUAAGCUUUUUAAAAGAAGGUGGCCAAGCCCAAGCAAGUAAUUGGUAGUAGGUUUGGAGCACCAGCUAGACACAUUCUGCUGAUUUGUUACAGGGUCAUGAUUGCUGCCCGAUGCUCUUCAACUGUGACGACCGUGGUACCCUCACUUUUGUCUCCAAGCUGGACAUUCCCAAGCAGAGCAUACAACGCAAUAUUUCGGCCAUGGAACGUUUCCGCAACAUGGACAAGAGAGCCACUACAGAGGAUCGCAACACUACUCUGGAGACGCUGCAUCAGAACAGCAUCACGUAGGUGGCACAGGGCUCAAGCUGCAGCCUACCUAGCCUUGAAACUUGUAGUGUCUGUUACUUGUAUUAUUCCAGCAUCACAGGAAGAAGCAUUGCAGCUCCCCUCCUUCCUGCGCUGCCAGGUAGCAUGAGGAGCCUUGGACUGUGCUCUUCCCCACUUCAGAUAACUUGGCCAUUCCUGAUGUGGAAAGGAGCCCCCAUGAGAAUGUUAAGUUCCAGGUCAAGAUGCACAUGUCAGAAGGUGAUGAACGCUGCUAGAUCAGCUGAAACGCCCAUGGUAGUCCAGCAUUCCUGUUUUCACAGUGGCCAACCAGAUGCCUUAGGGGAAGCCUACAAGCAACAGCACUCUCCCCACAUGUGUUAACCAGCUCCUGGUAUUCAGAGGCAUGCUGCCUCCAGCACUGUAGGUAGAACAUAGCCUAGUAGCCAUUGAUAGCUUUAUUCUCCAUAGUCUUUGAAAGUCAUCCCUUCCCCAGUAGCUUCUCUACCUCACCUGAUUCUCAGAGGUAUAUUGCCUCUUUACAUUUAGUGAACAACAGAAGAUGCUACCUUGUGAUACUUUAUUUCUCCACAAGUGUGUCAUUGCAAGUAGCAAAGUGUGAAACCCACAAUAAAAUCGGAGCUCCACAAGCCAUGGGUAGCAAAGACCAUUUUUAUUCCAGCAAGUUUUUUUCCUAGAUGCUGCUUUUAAAAUAUAAUUGGCUUCUGUUUCUCCUUUGUAUUGUUGCUUUUAUUUAUUAAUGUGUUUUAGUGUUUUGGACAUUUAUAAAUAUAGCUUGGUUAGCUGCCGUUUUUUCAUAUAGAAAAUGGGUAUAAAUAUUUGAAUCAAUAGCUCUAACAUGAAUGUGGCUGCAGGUAAUUUUGCAGUUAUUGCUGGAGGAAAUCCUUUUAUCAGGUUGCAUGCAUUCUGCCUACUCCAUUCUGGCUCAGUAAGGUUAUACUCAAUCACCGUGACAGGAUGGGGAAAAAUGAUUUGCGCUCUGUUUCUUAAUACAGCACAAAAUGUCCAGGGCUAAGUGUAUUGGAAUAAGCCUGUUUCCUCCUUCAGAGAUUAAAGCUGUCUCUUUUCUCCUUGCAGCCAAGUGUCUAUUUAUGAGGUGGACAAACGAGAUUGCCGCAAGUUCUGCACCACUGGUAUUGAUGGAGCAAUGACCAUCUGGGACUUCAAGGUCUGUUUUGACAACACUGCCCACACCAAAUUAGCACCCUGCUGUUAAUAUCUUGUAGGCCAGCACUAGGGUUAAUUGUUUUAGCAAUAGGGACUAGGGGAUACUGUUGUCAAACUUUGAGGGCAUUGUCCCCAAAUGGCUUAUUUGGCAGAUGAUGCUACUCAAGACUAAUUUUGUUAAACGGGGUCAUUUCUGUCCCUUUUAGGAAUUUUGGUAGUGCUUUGUUUGUCCUCCAUCUCCUCUCUGCUUGGCUUUUUGCAAUAAUCCAGCUGUGGCUAGGACUGGAGGCGAAGCCUUGGAUCCUAAGAAAUCAAUUUAAGGAAAUGAAUAGAAGAAAAGUUUCCCAUCCACCCAGUUUUGGAUGAUUCUCCUGCACCCUGUUUCACAUUGUUCAAGAAGGCCCCCAACCCCAAAGAGAGGUUUUUCAGGGGCACAACUGGCUGCAGGGGGAGGAGGCAAAAAAAGGAUAUGUAACUCCUACUAUGAACUUCCUUAAGUUGUUCUUAAUAGAAGAACCUGCUGGAUAAGGCCAAUGUCCUGUUCUAACUGGAAGAACUGUGCAUGCCACAGUAUUGUUUGCCUGCAGAAGGUCCCAGGUUCAGUCCCUGGCAUCUCUUACAGCACGUGAUGUGGAACACCUUUGCCCAAUACUCUGCAGAGUCUUUGCCGGUCAGAGUGGAUGGACAAACAGUAUUAAGACAGCUUCCCGUGUAGGUCAUCUGGUUUCUCUAUACAGGCUGCUGGAGGUUCACAAGGUCACUGAAAGCUGUGCUGCAUGCACAGGGGGAAAGUGUACAAAACAGCGCAUGGUUUUCUUCUCUCGUUUCCUGUUCUUGCAAUAGAGUGCUGAAUUCAAGCGGGGGGGGGGGAGCUUAAAAUAAUUUUGAAAAGCAUGUGCAACCUUCCUGUCAUUUCCUUUUACUGCCCAGUAGGUGUCUCUGUCUCUGUGUCUUCCUGAGAUUCCAGGAUCUAGACAGGAAGACUUGAAGUUGGGGGACUGGAGGCUAGUAUUUCCUGCCAUGGCUUUGCACAGCCAUAGUCCUCAAGCCAUGACCAUGUUAAACUGCAUACUGACUCCUAUGUUGAAUGGCAGACAUUUGCCACUUUUGGGUUGUCUCCAACUGCUCUGAGCAGACUCAUUUAGAUGAUUAGACGUAACUGUUUGCAUCAAUUCAUAUGAAUUUUUAUUUUAAAAUUUAUUUUAUUUAUUUGGUUUAUGUACUGCCCUUUAUGAAAAGAUCCCAGGGCAGUGUACAACAUUAAAAACAUGUCUUAAAAAGACAGCAUAAUAAAAUAAUCAUAAUAGCAGUAGUAAGGUGCUAUCCUAACCAUGUCUACUCAGAAGUAAGUCCCUUUGAAUGCAGUGGGAGUUACACCCAAGAAAGUGGGGUUAGGACUGCAGCUGUAGUCGGGGCUGCACAAAAAAACUUCCCAGUAACUUGUGCACCACGAAAGGCUGAAUUCUCACAUUCUGUGUUUUUUGCAUUUUGCCCCAAAAUUGUAGAGGGGCAAAGAGCUAGCUAGGCAUUGAAGCCCCCUUGCUAUUGAUAACCACAGAAAAAUCUUACUCAUAUUCUCUCCCUCUUGCCCCCCUUUUAUGGGUUCUGAAAUUUCAGCAGGUAUUGCCUGUAUGCCUUUGGGCACAUUUUCUUACUCAUAGGGACUAGGAAAUUCUGACCUCCUUGCUUUUUAAUAACAGCAGAGUGUCGCAGCUGAAUUUUGUGCUCAGGAUUCUGUUCUGCACUCCCAUGGAACUGCAGCUUCCCCCCAGCAGCCAUGGCUAAUGGUUUCUCUCUCUCUCUCUCUCUCUUUUUCUAGACAUUAGAGUCCUCGAUCCAGGGGCUGCGGAUCAUGUAA
Podarcis lilfordi (Lilford's wall lizard) is the source of this 11696-nucleotide messenger RNA. Lineage: Eukaryota; Metazoa; Chordata; Lepidosauria; Squamata; Lacertidae. The record is from the annotation of a GenBank genome assembly.